Messenger RNA from Podarcis raffonei (Aeolian wall lizard), 1520 nucleotides. It is a transcript of the gene SURF6, whose product is annotated as surfeit 6. The transcript is spliced from 5 exons. The coding region runs from base 346 to 1440 and encodes 364 amino acids. Gene Ontology annotation, molecular function: RNA binding; DNA binding. Lineage: Eukaryota; Metazoa; Chordata; Lepidosauria; Squamata; Lacertidae. Gene Ontology annotation, biological process: ribosomal large subunit biogenesis; ribosomal small subunit biogenesis. The record is from RefSeq and is a predicted model, not a curated record. Gene Ontology annotation, cellular component: nucleolus.
CUCCUCCAACAUCCCAUAAUCCUUCGCCUCCUCCUCACAGGGUCUAUCAAUAGAGCGCCGAGCCGUUCACAAAGGGCCGUGGGCUAGUUCCGCCUUCCUCUCCAGCUCAGGAUGAAAAGCGAGUAUGCAAACGUGGCCCCAUGAGUUUUGUCCACUUUGGGUCGACGUAGCAGAAGCAGCCUCACACAGCAUUCUGGGUAGAAGUUUCGAAGGGAGGAUGAUCGGAAUGAACAAGACAUCUUUGACUUAGAGGCACAUUCCCCCUGCGAGACCAUCCUAUGAUUUUAUUUUAAUUUUUGGUUUAUUUACUUUUAACUUUUACCUUCACGAGACUUUGAUCCCACAAUGGCCAGUUUAGUCAACAAAGACUCUUACCUGCAGAAAUUGGCCAAGAAAAUUUGCACCCAGGAAGCCCCCGAGCCACGAAAAAGGAAAUUUGGAACUGGACUGGGAGACGAUAGCACCCAGCCAAAGAAGAAGAGGAAGAAGAAACAGAAGAAGCAAGGCAAGAUAGUGGGCACCUCUCUGGGCAAGCAGACAGCACCUGGGGGCAGCCAAGCAUCACCAGCCAAGCCAACAAAUGCCAGUAUUCAGAAAUCUGGCACAGUUAUCCAUGCUGCACCCAGUUCCAGUGGAUCUCAGAAUACUGGGGGGAAAGGGGACAGAAGCCAAAACGAUGUUGCAGGUGGUGACAAGAGCACAGCCGGCUCAUUUUCAGCCAUGAAUCUCUUGCGGCAGAGACUGCACGAGAAGAUCCAAGAAAUCUCUGGCCAGGGAAACAGCAAAGAGUUGUCCCCAGCAGUGUUGGAGAAGAGGCAACGAAGGAAAUACGAGAAGGAGAGAAAGAAACGCCGUAGAAAAGAGUUGAGGAUGAAAGAAAAAAUGGAGAAGAAGGAGGCAGAGGAGGCUUCAGCAGCCAUUUCAGAGCCCCAGGCCCCAAAGAAUGACACCAAGGUCGAGAUCGUCUUCAAUAAGGUUGAAGUCCAUGAGGAAGGGCUUAGCAAAGCGGAAAAGAGGAAGGCGCUGAAAGGCAACAUUACUCCACUGACAGGGAAGAAUUACAAGCAACUCCUGAGCAGAUUGGAAUCUCGGAAGAGUAAGCUGGAAGAUCUGAAAGACAAGGAUGAGGGGAAAGCCAAGGAGCUGGAGGUGAAGAUGAAGUGGACAAAUGUCCUGUACAAGGCAGAAGGGGUCAAAAUCCGCGAUGACGAGGACCGGCUGAAGGCGGCCCUGAAGCGGAAGGAGAAGCGCAAGGCCCAGCGCCAGAGGCAGUGGGAGAAGCGGACUGAAAACGUAGUGAUCAAAAUGCAGCAGCGGCAAGACAAGCGCCGCAAGAACCUCCAGAAGAAAAAGAUAGCCAAGGUGGAGAAGAAGAAAGCCAAGGCUCGCAAAAAGGGUCGCAUCCUGCCCGAAGACCUGGGCAAAGCCAAAAUUAAAUGAAUCAGGCUAGUGGACCAUUGGAACCCACUCCAAGGCAGGUGCUCACAGGGCUCAUUAAUAAAAGCUAUUUUGUGGUGGAA